ACUCCAGCUCCCAGAAUGCACUGUUGUCGUUCAUUUCCUCUACAAACAAAAAUGGCGUCGCACCGAGAAGAUACGGUUGCUAGCAAAGCUGCUAUUUCAGAUGAGCAGGCAGAAAGAAAAACAGCGGUGGUGUCAUUUGGUUUCACUAAAACUGUUAAUAAAUUUAAACCGGCCACCGGAGGACCUCCGACUGCUAGCGUUGUAAAAGAUUAUUUGACAGGAAUUGACAGGAAUGAAUUGCAGAGUUCAAAACCAACCGAGAAGCCCAAGGAGCUCAUCAUCCCCCUGAUCCAGAAGAACCGCUGGAGCCGAGCGGGGCAGCGCGGGGAAGGGAACGGGAAGCCGGAGGCAGCGGAGCGGGAUGGGGAUUCUGUGGAGUCUCAGGCUGUGAAAGAGCUGAUCGAAGAUUCACGGAGGCAGCUUGAACUGUGGGAGAAUGGACCUCAGUCAGAGGGGAGCCUCAACCUCUCCAUCCCGCUGCUGAUGCAAAACAAAGUGCCAGACGGUUUUGAGGAAGGAGACCAUGUCAAGGUGGACCUGCGGCCUGAAUCUGUGAGUAAGGGAAAGUGGUAAAGGUACUAUACUUCAACAGGUUAGGAUCGGUCUAUGUCAUAUACAAAACAAAAUCAUUCUUAGAUCUUGAGAUUUUAAUCCGUUUUGAGCUUCUUUCAGAAUGAGYUAUUUUAGGGCCUCUUGUCUCUUUAAAUCUAAUGAAAAUAGCUGUAAACAGAUGCUCGGUUAGACAAUCGUACGUCUUUGAAAAGCAGAAGUAGAACCUCCUGUACAACCA
This is a messenger RNA of Poecilia reticulata (guppy), 790 nucleotides long. The record is from RefSeq and is a predicted model, not a curated record. NCBI's taxonomy places the organism in Eukaryota, Metazoa, Chordata, Actinopteri, Cyprinodontiformes, Poeciliidae.